Messenger RNA from Lynx canadensis (Canada lynx), 643 nucleotides. Its product is annotated as histone H2A.J. Bases 85 to 474 code for a protein of 129 amino acids. Gene Ontology annotation, molecular function: protein heterodimerization activity; structural constituent of chromatin; DNA binding. The transcript has a single exon. Lineage: Eukaryota; Metazoa; Chordata; Mammalia; Carnivora; Felidae. The record is from RefSeq and is a predicted model, not a curated record. Gene Ontology annotation, cellular component: nucleosome.
CGGUGUAGUACUUCACAUUCACUUGCUCAGAGCUGGAUUGUUGCGUUUCGCUUCGCAAGCAGGAGUUUUUGGCGAGAGGUGAACAUGUCUGGUCGUGGAAAGCAGGGCGGCAAAGUGCGGGCAAAGGCUAAAUCUCGGUCCUCCCGCGCGGGCCUCCAGUUCCCGGUCGGUCGAGUACACAGACUGCUGCGCAAAGGUAACUACGCGGAGCGAGUAGGCGCUGGGGCACCCGUGUACCUGGCGGCGGUGUUGGAGUACUUGACAGCGGAGAUCCUGGAGUUGGCUGGAAAUGCCGCUCGUGACAACAAGAAGACCAGAAUAAUCCCUCGCCACCUGCAACUCGCCAUCCGCAACGACGAGGAGCUAAACAAGCUGUUGGGGAAAGUCACCAUUGCUCAGGGCGGCGUCCUGCCCAACAUCCAGGCCGUGCUGCUGCCCAAGAAGACGGAGAGUCAAAAGGCGAAGAGCAAGUGAUCCUGACGCCACCACAGGGGAGCUGGCUUUCCCAGCAAAGGCUCUUUUCAUAACCGCCCGCAGUAUUUUUCAAUAUACUCGAUGUCAUGGAAGGCUGGCGAGAUAUAGUGGGGAGGUGGGCGGCGAGGGGCCCUCCAAGUCCAGGGCCAAUAAAGUCGGUGAAAAUCGU